AUGGGUCGGCUCGACCGGAGUGAUACCAUGGCCUCACAGAAAACUGGCGUGAAACAACCACAGCGUUGUUUCGCCGUGCACUGCACGUUAUGGAAAGCAGAUAGAAGUCCAGCGUGUAGAGCCGUAAUGAUGUCGUUGGACGCCAUGAACUUGAGCGUAACGGAAGUAGACAUCAACAUAGAUAAAGAAGAACACAAAACACCACAAAUGCUCUCUUAUCCGAUCCUUUAUGGAAACUGCAAAUACCUUAAUGCACAACAAAUUAUGGACAUUGAAUGUACUUAUUAUGAUCUGGAGUGCAUGUUGGUUGGUAAAUGCUGGUUUGGUGGCAGUUGGGCAACUCUAAGCGAUAUUAUCUUUGCGGCUUCAGUUAGCACCCUCAAUAUUUUAGUGCCCGUUGACAAAUACAAAUUUCCGAGACUCUCGGGGUGGCUAUAUCGUGUAUCGGAGGAAUUAUUUUACGUAACAGCCAAUAAAAAAGGACUCUGCGAGUUCACGAAAAGAAUAGGCGAGUUACCACAAGUACAAAAGUCAUAA
Spodoptera exigua (beet armyworm) is the source of this 537-nucleotide messenger RNA. The record is from the annotation of a GenBank genome assembly. NCBI's taxonomy places the organism in Eukaryota, Metazoa, Arthropoda, Insecta, Lepidoptera, Noctuidae.